Molecule: messenger RNA, 5985 nt
Organism: Gopherus evgoodei (Goodes thornscrub tortoise)
Lineage: Eukaryota; Metazoa; Chordata; Testudines; Testudinidae
Gene: COQ7
Product: coenzyme Q7, hydroxylase
Exons: 6
Coding region: 38-709 (223 amino acids)
Biological process (GO): regulation of reactive oxygen species metabolic process; regulation of gene expression; ubiquinone biosynthetic process
Cellular component (GO): mitochondrial inner membrane; nucleus
Molecular function (GO): 3-demethoxyubiquinol 3-hydroxylase activity
Source: RefSeq, a predicted model, not a curated record
CGCCGAGGUGAGGCGGUUCCAGGCUCGGGUCAGGGCCAUGGAGGCAGUCGUGAUUCCGGCCGUGAGGGGGCUGCGCGCGGGUUGCCAGUGUCUCCGCUACGGGGCAGGUUCUGAAAGAAAAUGGAGUUUGCAGUCAAAACAGACUUCUUUCAGAUUUUGUAGUACUGGAAUGACCUUGGACAACAUCAACAAGCCAGCCAUAGAUCGCAUAAUCAGGGUGGAUCAUGCAGGGGAGUAUGGAGCAAAUCGUAUUUAUGCUGGGCAAAUGGCUGUGCUAGGUAGAACUACAGUAGGGCCAGUCAUUCAGCAAAUGUGGGAUCAAGAAAAGGACCAUCUGAAAAAGUUUAAUGAGUUAAUGGUCGCAUUUAGAGUUCGACCUACUGUUUUAUUGCCUUUUUGGAAUGUUGCAGGGUUUGCUUUAGGUGCUGGAACUGCUUUACUUGGAAAAGAAGGUGCAAUGGCUUGCACUGUGGCAGUGGAAGAGAGCAUAUCAGAGCAUUAUAACAACCAGAUCAGAACACUAAUGGAGGAGGAUCCAGAAAAAUACAAAGAAUUAUUGCAGAUAAUAAAGAAGUUCCGAGAUGAGGAGCUGGAGCACCAUGAUGUAGGGCUUGACCACAAUGCAGAAUUGGCACCAGCUUAUUCACUUUUGAAGACUGCUAUACAAAUUGGAUGUAAAGCUGCAAUAUUUUUAUCAGAGCGAAUUUAGCACUCUAUUUUUCAGUAAUAUAAAAGAUUAUGGUAUUAAAUUAAGAUUUAACCAGUACACUUGUGAAAUUAUGUGAAACUAAUAGAUAUAUUUUACAGUAACUGACUUUUUUUUUCUUCUUUUUAUAUUCUGUCAGUCUUACUUAUGCUAAGUAAUAUCUUGCUCAACAGGUAUUUUCAUUGAAAUUAGUGGGGCUGCAUGUGGAGUAAUAUACUUACAAUGUGAGUAUGGAUGGUAGAAUUGGGUUCUUACUGACUAAAUCUAAAAUGAAAUUAAAAGGCUGUUUUUUAACCAAAAAAAAUCUGUUGGUUUUGCAAGUAUUCACAAGGUGGCAGCAAAGCGUGUGUUUAUGCAAUAGUAUAUACAUUUAGUAUUAGUCUUCUGUACUUCUACAGACUUUUAAAAAUUAGCUAAACCUUCAAUUUAAUUUAAAACAAUACAUUUAGCACGGAUUAUUUUCUGAGUUUUAUUUUCAGGGAAAGUAAAUCAAGUUCUGGUAAGAAUAUUUCCCUCAUAUGUCUCAGAUAAAGGCCUGUUAUAUCAAUGAAAUAGAGCCCUGUAAUGACUUUCAACUUUGUAUUCUUCUUGGGCCUAAUUCUGAAGUUUGGUCAAAAAUUCCCUUUGUUCUGAAUGUGUACCGAAAAAGUCGGCCUUAUAUACUUGAUUUAAAGCAGAAGACGACAGAUACUAGCUGCAAUUAGCAACAGUGUUUCUUUUCAUGAGUUUUAGCUCAUCCUAUCCUAUCUCUUCCUAGGUCUUCUAUGGCAUUGAUUGGAUAGAGACAUGCCAGCUUUCACAGUGCAGGGGAAGAGGGUUCCCCAGACCUCUUAAAAGCACCCUAGCAUGAGAGCAAUUGAAAUAAACCAGAUGAAAUUCUGACUGCAUCUUUCACAAGAAGUGCAUACUGUCAAUGCCUGGUGAUGACAGAGAAAUACAGACCACACCGUGCAAUAAUGCAGUUGGUAUAUCUUAAACUGGAGUGAUCCCUCCAGUUUGUACAGCAGAAGUACAGAUUUUACAAAACUCCUUUCUAGAGCCCUGGGAUGGAGACAGUUAAUGGCCUCAAGUGGCCAAACAGUAGAAUUGGGAUGUGAAUUUCCUCAUGCCUCACUUCCAGAUGAGACUGGUACAGCUUGUUUAGUAGGGGACUACUCACACAAUAAAGGAGAUGGACAGGAUCUUGGGCCAGGUAGUGUCCAAUGUUCCUUCUGCCUAAAGCACCUCCUGCCCAUUCUUCCAUUGUCACUGCCUCCUAGAGAAGGUGUGAUCAAAAAGAAAACUUUAAAGGGAAUUUGGCAUAGUUUUUUCUCACACACACAGUCCUUUUUAACAUUUUAUAGUUUAAUAACGAGUCAGGCCAAUUUAAUGCUACUUAUGGCAGAGACUGAAACGCUUGCAUUAUUUUCACAGUGACCUCUGCAGUGUUUAAGCAAAAUCAAUUCCGGAAUGUAUGACAGUUAGAUGUGCUGACCUAUUGCUAUAAAAUCAUUUGAGGUCACUAUUAAAUUUGUGUUAAAAUGCAAGUUUGAAGCUGGGAUACGUAUUGAUUUUGGUUGUCUGUUGGAGAUAGGCUUUCACUUCUAUCAACAGUGUUGUAUGAAGAUGGAAAGGAAUGUAAAAGUCUUUCCUCUUAAAUCAUGGAAACAAAAAAUUAGGGUUUUGGGUGGAGGGAGUGUGUCCUAUUCCAACCUUACCUGCCACUAAACAUAGUUCUCGUUCACUAAUCUAGUUUUCAUCCUUUCCGUUGAAUGGAGAGCAUUUAGCUUGUUUGGCAGAUUAGAAAUAGAAUCCUUUUGUUGUUCAGGAUUAAAAGUUGUAGCAUAUCAAGCAUUGUUGCUUACAGACGAAGCGAACAGUGAUGGAGAAGUGAUUGAAAAGCUGGCUCACAAGUGUUGGGAAGGUAGCAUUUUUUCAUGACUUCUUUGCAAAGGCGGGAAUCGCAAGGUGAGAGACAGAGUAUCUCGGAGGUACUGCUCAUGCCACUGUUGUUGAAGUGGUGUUAGCAUUACCAACGUAAAACCUCUUUUACAGGGGGCUUGUAACGCAUCUGUAAAAAUUCAUUCCUAGCUAAAACUUAGCAUUUAAGGUUUUUGCAAGAGGAUGAUUUCCCUACCACCUCUCCCCCACCCCCUUUAAAUUUGGUCAAAAAAAGUAUAUCUUCAAAUAGAAACUUUUUGUAUGCUCCCUAUCACUGGUCACAAUGGCUCUUUAUAUAAACAGCAACAACAAAAUCAUCUAAUUGGACAGGCAGUGAGAUAAAUUCUAUUCUCAGCUAACCAGUGUAGAACUCCAUUGACUUCUAAUGAGUUGAAGCGGACAUCACUGAAGUCAUUUACAUUGUUUAAACGAAGUAUAAUUUGGUCACAGUCCUUAGUCUCUUCACUCACCCACUGGACCCACUUGACACAUUGGCUUUGACUCAUCUAAAUCACUGAGUUGAUGGGGAGUGGGAGUACAAGAAAGUAAACUUUUCCAAGGGACUUCUUGGCUGAACCCCAGGAAGCUGUGACUAGCACAGAUGUGACUUAUAUUAGUAUUGAGGUAAUGGUGUUCUCUGCCCUGGUUAAUGCAUUGAUUUGAUGUAAAUGUUUGCCUACAAUGGAAUCUAGAUCUGGUUCUAUUCUCUAUCCACCGGCUCAUUCUGCCUCCCUUUUACUUCCUGUGCUCAUCUGCUCAGUAGGGCGAGGAUUUUUUUUGAACACUUGCUCAUUGGCAGACCUGUUAGAUCGGUGUUCUUGACAUGUUCCAUAUUGUACCCUGUACGUGACAUGCACUUUCUGCAGGAAUAUUGCACACACCAUCAAGUUGUUUUUCUUAAGAUUCUUAGCUCAGGCUUACCUAUAGUUGGAAAUUUACUGAAAUAGGUAUUGUGGAAUCAUUAUUUUGGUGUAAGGCCCUGGAAUAAGAGUGCUUUUUUCUGUUUUAGCUUAAUCCACUAUAAUCCUUUUCCCUUUCCAGCCUGAUUAGUUCAAAACCUGUUAGUAUUUAAGAUGUCUGUGAAGUCACAAAGCAGAACACUUACAUGUGGAUUUUAGGACACGUGAAAUGAAUAGGCAUCAGUCAUCAUAAAAACAUCAACCCUGUAGGCUAAUAGUCUAAUUUUGGAUAGCCUGCAAGACCAGGCUUCCCAGCAGUUUGUGGACAUUUUUGAUUUAGCAGAAAGUGACUUUUCCAUUGGAAAAGCAUUCUAAUAGAAGAGUCCCAACCAGUGGUAGAAAUUGCCUUUUUGGCUGUUAGAUGAUCAUUAUAAGCAAGUCCAUAAAACAGUGAUAUUUCUCAAUCUGGUAUAGGUAGUGGUUAAAUCUGCCUUUUGUCGUCAUAGAUAGUACUAAUAGGUGUUUUGCUGCUAGGGAGUUAAAUUAUUAUUGGCUUGUUAGUACUCCAGCAAGCUGUAUCGUUCUUUACUUCUAGGCAUGUCACUUUUAUAGGUGCAGAGUUCUUUGUUGCUUGUCAAAACUUCAAAGAUCAUUGCAAGAGUAACCUCCAAUUUGAUCCUCACAGCUGAAAGCUCCACUGUUCAUUGUGAGGGAUGGAUAAUCACAUCAGUCAAUCGGAACUGGCUGCUGGGAUUGCUGCAUUUUUCAUGGCUGCCGUGUGGUAGUUGGCUCUACUCAGAGGCAGGCGGGCAUACAUUGGGUCUGGUGUUUAGCUGGUAACUAGAGAUUAUAAUUGUAGCUUGGAAUGUUGAUUUUAGAUGGAAGUGUUUAGGAGAUUUUAAUUAUUAAAAAAAACAACCCUCUGUUUUUUAAGAUGUAAGAUUGUUCUGUAAAGUGUUCUUUGCAGUGAUUCACCAUACGCCACAACUUGGAUAAUUUUUACACAGAAGCAGGAUUACAGCCACCCAGCUGUUUUAUUGGGGCAAGAAUCCCAUUUUGAUGGUUUACUCUAUAAGGAUUGAUGGAAUAAAAUGAGCUGCCAGGCUGUUUUAUUGGGGCAAGAAUCCCAUUUUGAUGGUUUACUCUAUAAGGAUUGAUGGAAUAAAAUGAGGGAGAACGUUGGUCAACUGACUGAUCACUAUUGCCAGCUUGGGAGGAUUUCAUAAUGGUCUUUUGCUCUCAGCUACUGGUAAUGGCAUUACAACACUCUCCUUCUGGCUUCAUCCUCAUGGGUCACUUUAGUUUACUAAUGACAUGUGAGAGGUGAAGCGGGAGGGGAAGUGGCUAGAGCACAAGUGACAGGAAUCUUGGUCUGAGCCUCAGCAAUUGUGUCAUAAAUGUUUGAAGUCUCAUGUUGUGGCUGUGCUUAAUGCAAACGUAGUGGUUUUUAUCCCCUAUCUGCUCUUGAUGAGAUGAGUGUGACCUUCUUUAUCUGGUCUGACCUUGCUGGGCUUAUCCACAAAUUUAUCACCUCAAGAUUAGACUAUUGUAAGGUGCUGUACCUGGGGCUACAUGAUGAAACUAUCCUAGUUACUGAAGUUAAUGCAGAAUGUGGCCAUUCACCUACUAGAUGUGUUAGCAGCGAACACAUCACCAGGACACUGUACUUAUGUUGACUGUCAGUAAGCUUCCAGGUGGAGUUAGAGGCAUUGGCUUUAACCUGUGAAGGUUUACAUGGUUUGCAAUGUGAUUACCCUAAGGGACGGCCUGCCUCCCUAAGUGAAACUGCUGCAGGCACAAUCAGUGAAGAUCCUUGAAUUGGAGCCCUCUUGUCUUGAAAGAGAGGAGGCGGCUGGCAGGGCAUUUGUUGCGAAAUGUCCUCACCUUCGGAAUUCACGGCCUCCUGGUUGAUAGAACCCAGACAUUUUAAUCAUUUGGACGUGUUGCAAGACCCAUCUUUUCUCUUGGCCAUUUGGGAAAGAGGCAAGUUAAUGUGAUGGAUAUGGGUGGGACUUGUCAAUAAGCUUCUAAUAGACUUGUAAAAGGUUGUAUUAAAUAUUAUUUUAAAAUUGUGAUGUACCUAGAGUUUGGGUUAGGAACUGACUAAAAUAAAAUGUUGGAAAGUGAGAUUUGAUCCAUGUGACUAAAUGGUUGCUAAUGUUGUCAGUGAGAGAAGUAAAUUUCUACUGUACUAUAAUACGCCCUGUCAGUUAUUACUUUGAUCAAAAUGUCCUUGCUUUUAAAGAUUAUUUGUUCAAAAUAAGAUAUUUUAAGCAUGACUUCAUCACUCUUGUCAUAGAUCAUUCACUAUAAAAUAAGAUUACAAAGUACAUUUGCUAAAAUGUAAAACCAAAAACGUACCUGUAAAUAUCUCAAGAAUUCCAGAACAAGAGACUUGUAGUACACAACAUAUGCAUUUACUUAUCAAUGUAAGAAACAAAUACAACUUUUUAAAAAUGA